UAAAUAAACAUGUCGGUCAUUAUACCUAUAUAUUAAUUAUAAGUUCUAAAAUCCUUUCGAUUCGCGAAUGUAGUACAAAGAAUAAAAUCAAUUUGUUUACAUUACUAGAGCGGCUAAAACAUAACCUUACGAAGUGAACUGACGUCGAAUGUAGUAUUUAAGAAGGCUACGCAAUGACUGACGAGCCAAAACCUCAGUUCAGAGGACUGCGGUCGGCUGCACCCGCCACUGUUCGCUCAAAUAACAAAUAAAACUUUAUUUUCAUUAAACACAUUUAUUGUGAAGUGAACGAAGAUAAAGCAUUCCAAAUGCCUGCCGAUUCAGAUCUUAUUGUCCCGGGAAGGGAGGAUUUGGGAGUCGACGAGAACCAAUUCAAAAGCCUCGCGGAGAGAAACAAGCAUGAAGAUUUUAUAAGACGGGCAGUGGACUUGUUAGUAGAAAGAGUUGUCUUCGGAAGAUCUUCGAGGACGUCGAAAGUGGUGGAGUGGGCUGCACCUGCAGAUAUUAAGAAAGCAAUUGAUCUCAAACCGAGGGAAGGACCAGUGUCUCAUGAUGGUCUAUUGGCGCUUAUGGCUGAUGUUGCUAGAUACUCAGUCAACACAGCGCACCCUUACUUCGUGAACCAGCUGUUUUCGUCAGUCGAUCCUUAUGGUCUCAUCGGUCAAUGGCUCACAGACGCCCUCAACCCAAGCGUGUACACUUACGAAGUGGCUCCUGUCUUUACUCUGAUGGAGGAAGAGGUUCUUCGUGAGAUGAGGAGGAUGGUGGGCUGGCAUGACGGUGAAGGAGAUGGCAUCUUCUGUCCAGGAGGUUCUAUAGCCAAUGGAUACGCGAUCAGCUGCGCUCGACAUUACUUCUACCCAGAAAUUAAG
Molecule: messenger RNA, 872 nt
Organism: Manduca sexta (tobacco hornworm)
Lineage: Eukaryota; Metazoa; Arthropoda; Insecta; Lepidoptera; Sphingidae
Product: acidic amino acid decarboxylase GADL1-like
Exons: 2
Biological process (GO): carboxylic acid metabolic process
Cellular component (GO): cytoplasm
Molecular function (GO): carboxy-lyase activity; pyridoxal phosphate binding
Source: RefSeq, a predicted model, not a curated record